Cynoglossus semilaevis (tongue sole) is the source of this 1860-nucleotide messenger RNA. Its product is annotated as acyl-coenzyme A thioesterase 4-like. Gene Ontology annotation, biological process: acyl-CoA metabolic process; fatty acid metabolic process. Gene Ontology annotation, molecular function: fatty acyl-CoA hydrolase activity. Lineage: Eukaryota; Metazoa; Chordata; Actinopteri; Pleuronectiformes; Cynoglossidae. The coding region runs from base 180 to 1454 and encodes 424 amino acids. The transcript has 11 exons. The record is from RefSeq and is a predicted model, not a curated record.
CUAGGCUUAAGGUGACAUUCUAGGCUUAAGGUGGCUGGUGCCUGUUGCAUCACUUACUGUGUUAAAGUUCAGAUUACUGGAGAUUUUUCAACCUGAGAAUAAAGUUCACUCAGGUGCACUGAGCCUCAGGUGUGAGUUAUUUUUUAAACUGUCAAGAGCGAACACUAGGAUUGUUGAUAAUGUUGCGGGCUCUUGCUCCCAUCAUCUCUGUUGCCCCAGUUCGGGCAAUGAUGGAUGAGAGGUUCUCAGUACUGGUGGAGAACCUACCUCCAGCAGCACCAGUGACAGUGCAAUCGCACCAUUACUCAGAUGACCAGGAUGAUUGGGAGGCGUAUGGUCACUACAUUAGUGACCAUAAUGGAACUGUGUCUGUUUCCAAACAUUUGAGUUUUGGGGGCACUUACUCCGGAGUUGAACCUAUGGGUUUGUUGUGGAGCAUGUGUCCGGUGCCAGGAAGCCGCAUGGGCCUCAGGUUAAGAAAGAAGGACGUGUGCACACCCCUGGUGGUCAACAUCUCCGUGUACAGUGGACAUGAUGGCUUUAGGGAUAAAAAGCCUUUGGCGUCGGCCAUAACAGAGCGUUGGUACAUGGCUCCUGGUGUCAAGAGGAUAGAAGUCAACGAGAAUGGAGUGCGAGGGACACUCUUCAUACCUCCAGGUCCUGGACCCUUCCCUGGCAUAUUGGACAUGUGGGGCGGUGGCGGCGGACUUCACGAGUAUCGCGCUGCUCUGUUAGCAUCUCAUGGUUACACUGCUUUGGCACUGGAGUAUUUUAAACCUGGAGAACUGCAGACAGCUAAUCUAAAAUUUCAGUAUUUUGAGAAUGCAUUUCGCAUCAUCCAGGACCAUCCCAAGGUGAAUCCAGACAGUGUAGGAAUUCUGGGUCUUUCUCUUGGCAGCAGUAUUGCUUUGGGUUUGGCAGCGUACAGCAACAUUAUCAAGCCUCGUGCGUGUGUCUGUAUUGGCGCAAAUCACACUAAUGGACUUGAAGUCCAUGAAUCCAAAGAUGGCUUCAUAAACCUGGAGCAGGCCAUCGUAGACGAGAACAACCAUCACAUCUGGAGGAACAUUGGUCUGGCCAUGAUGAGAGACCCCAGCAACCUGGUGGAUGUACAAAGAAUUAACUGUCCUGUGUUGCUGGUCAGUGGUCAGGAUGAUCAGAACUGGCCAUCAGUAGAAAUGGCUGAUGAUAUAACUCAAAAGAUGCAUGAUGUGGGGAAAGCUCACCAGUUGACCAGAAUAGACUAUCCUGAUGCAGGACAUCUCAUCGAACCGCCAUUCUCACCUCACUUCAGAGCCACAAACUUUAUGGUCAAAGAUAAAUACAAAGUCAUUGUCCUGUGGGGCGGACAAACCAAGCCUCACUCAGAUGCUCAGGAGGAUUCCUGGAGGAAGAUACUCGUUUUCUUUCAGCAGCAUCUCUACAGCAUUACCUCUCCCAAAGCAAAACUGUGAUUGAUCAUGUCAGCUGGGCACAGAUUAACCACAGUUACACAACACUUUUAACGACUUGCGUAAUCAUGACUCCUGCACACACAUACAUUACACACUGGGGAUGAGUCCAUACAAAUUUUUCAUAUCCACUACUGAUACUGCAAGUUUGAGUAUCUGCUGAUACCGAUAACAAUCGGGAUGUUUAUAUCAGUUAAGUCGAGCAUUUGGGCUUAGGUAUCGGAUUGGACGGGCUACAGUUGUUUUUUUUUCGAUGUUCAAUCAGGAAAGUUUGACCAAUAUCAGAUCGAUACCAAUACUGUGUAUCGGAUCAAGCCAUCACUGGUACAUACCAUAACACUUUCUUCAGUGACAGCAGCUUUAACUUAUUACUGUGUUAAGUUAGUAUUUAAGCAAGAGUAUUAACUGA